AUGAAUCCACCCUCCCUACGCCUCAACGCAACCAUCUCCUCCUCCCUCCACCCCCACCUGCAUCUCUCCCCACUCAACCCCGACCCAACCUCCUCCUCCCCGUCCAGCUGCGUCCAAGUCCGCCUUCACCUUCCCGACGCCCUCUUCGUCGAUCCGGACGAACUGGUCGAUCUCUGGGGUGCUCCUUCCCUCGACCUUUCCUCCAAACCCUCCCUUGGUGCAGACCAAACCUCUCCUGUAUGGACUCUCUCCCCACGCAUAGUCGACAUCGAGCGGCCCGAAUCUCCCACCCUUCCCCCUCAAAGCCUCAAAUCUCCCCAAACCGGGCGGAGUAAGCUGGAUCUCGUCUUCACCGGCGCCGUCGACGUGCCAUUACACGCGCGGUAUCUCAUCCCCGACGCCGCAGAGGCGAGUUGGGACGCCAUGAUCAAGGCGUUUAAUGGGGAUAUUUAUCGCGACGUGUCCCUGGGUAGGGUGGAGGCUGCGUAUUGCGGCGAGAGGAUGGAGUUUGUCGAUACCAAUGCCGUUGCGCGUCUCCCGGUUGGCGAUGCCGCUUAUCGGUUACCCGUCGAGGCUGUUACCGCAGCGGUGGUGUGGGCGGGAUGGGCGUGGGUCGUGUACGCUCUCGUGCGGGCGACAAGGGGCAAGACCAAGACAGAGUAG
Molecule: messenger RNA, 663 nt
Organism: Cutaneotrichosporon cavernicola
Lineage: Eukaryota; Fungi; Basidiomycota; Tremellomycetes; Trichosporonales; Trichosporonaceae
Exons: 1
Coding region: 1-663 (220 amino acids)
Biological process (GO): GPI anchor biosynthetic process
Cellular component (GO): endoplasmic reticulum membrane
Source: RefSeq, a predicted model, not a curated record